Messenger RNA from Diabrotica virgifera virgifera (western corn rootworm), 1075 nucleotides. Its product is annotated as syntaxin-12. Gene Ontology annotation, biological process: intracellular protein transport; vesicle-mediated transport; vesicle fusion. Gene Ontology annotation, cellular component: SNARE complex; endomembrane system; membrane. Lineage: Eukaryota; Metazoa; Arthropoda; Insecta; Coleoptera; Chrysomelidae. Gene Ontology annotation, molecular function: SNARE binding; SNAP receptor activity. The coding region runs from base 150 to 944 and encodes 264 amino acids. The transcript has 4 exons. The record is from RefSeq and is a predicted model, not a curated record.
CAUUGACACUUAGAUAAAGAUACGGAGAAUCGAGAAUACCCAAAUAAAGAACAGCUGAUGUUAAAUGUUAUCUAUUGGCUUCCACCCCUUAUUUUCAUUUUCAAUAUUCUAUGAAGAUUAUUAUCAGAGUUAUUCAGUAUUACUAAAAAAUGAAUCGUCAGCCUCCAACGUACGGAGCUAUAGCUCCGUCAACACAAGUGGUAUUUAGUGAUCAAGUAGCUACGGAAUUCAAUAAUAGCUCAGAAAACGUUGUUACUAAUAUUUAUACAAUAAACAACAGUAUCAAAGUUUUGGGAAAUGCUUUAAAAGUAAUUGGAACCAAAAAAGACAACCAAGGCAUAAGAAGCCAAGUUCAUGUCACGCAAUUAAGUACAAAUCAAAUAGCUGCCAGUACUAGUAAGGAAAUUGUUAAUUUAAAACAGCUUUCAAAAGGACACAAACAAAGACUUCUUCAAGUUGAAAAAUUAGAAGAAAAUUUCAAAGAAGCACUAGGGAGGUAUCAUAAUUUGCAAAAGGAUGUGGCCAAUAAGCAAAAAUUACAUUUAUUGGUACCCUCAGAAAGCGUGGAGGAAACAGCACAAGAUGAUAAUGAUGAACAGCAAAUGCAGGCUCAAAAAACUAGAGAGUUGGCAUUUGAACAAGACAUGUUAAUAGAGCGAGAAAAUAGAAUUAUGCAGAUAGAAUCCGACAUUUUAGAUGUUAAUCAAAUUAUGAGGGAGUUGGGGUCUAUAGUACAUAGCCAAGGAGGGACCAUAGAUACCAUCGAAAACAGUAUUGACCAUGCAGCUGGAAAUAUAGAAGAAGGUACAGAGCAACUGGUGAAAGCUGCUCAAUAUCAGAAUAAAUACAGAAAGAAACUAAUAUAUCUUGUGGGAAUAGCCGUUAUAUGCGCUGCAAUUUUGAUAAUCGUAUUAGUAGUAGAACUUAAGAAAGAUAAGAAAUAAGUAGAUUUUUGUGUAACAGUUUUUUUUUUCGAUAUAAAUAUUAUGUAUGAGUUAAGUUUUAUACCUAUUAAAUUGUCUAUCGCUUUUUAUUUUUAGUGAUAUUAAAAAAAUAUGUACAUUUAAAAAAAUAA